CGAGCGUGCGUGCGUGUAGCUAACCGCCUAUAAAUAGUAACGGUAACCCCAUCUGCUCAACCAAAAGAAAGAAGAUGAGAAUCUUACUCUGCAACUGCAACUCUCCACCUUCACUUACUCCACUCUCUCCAACGCCACCACAGAAGCCUCCACCAUCGUUUCUCCCAAUUGCCGCCGUUUGGGCCAAGAAAACCCUAAUUACUGCUCUGACCGGAGCUCUCUCCUUAACUCUCUUAGUCUCUUCCCCGUCUCCUUCCCUUUCUCUAGAUUCGCCGUCUUUUCAACCGCCUCGACCACCUCAAUUUGAAAAUUCGCGACCCGAUCGUUGCACCAAAGAAGAAGAACAACAAGAACAAGAAGAAGAUAAGGUCGAGCUUAAACCUGAAUUCGUCACCAAUGAAGAAAUCGUACAAGAAGCUUGGCAGAUCGUUAAUGACAGCUUUCUUGACACCGGUCGCCAUCGCUGGUCUCCUAAAUCCUGGCAGCUAAAGAGAGAGGAUAUUUUGGGGACGUCAAUUCAAACGAGGUCUAAGGCUCACAAGUUAAUCAAACGAAUGCUGGCGAGUUUAGGCGAUCCUUACACGCGAUUCCUCUCACCAGACGAGUUCUCGAAGAUGGCGAGGUAUGACAUGACUGGUAUUGGACUAAACAUUAGGGAAGUUUCAGACGACAUUGGAGGUGUAAAGCUGAAGGUACAAGGACUCAUAUUGGAUGGCCCUGCUCAUACUGCAGGAGUAAGACAGGGGGAUGAAAUUUUAGCUGUUAAUGGGGAGGAUGUCAGGGGGAAAUCAGCCUUUGAAGUAUCAUCUUUGUUACAAGGUCCUAAUGAAACCUUUGUAACCAUUAAGGUCAGGCAUGGCAAUUGUGGACCUACUGAAUCUCUAGAAGUCAAAAGACAACUUGUUGCCCGAACACCUGUCUUCUAUCGGUUGGAACAAGUUAGUGAAGGCCCCACUUCUGUUGGGUAUAUGAGGCUAAAAGAGUUCAAUGCCUUGGCUAGAAAAGAUUUGGUCAUUGCAAUGAAGCAACUUCAAGAUAUGGGUGCUUCAUAUUUUAUUCUGGAUCUUAGAGACAAUCUUGGAGGACUAGUACAGGCUGGAAUUGAAAUUGCCAAGCUCUUUCUGAAUGAAGGGGAGACAAUCAUUUACACAGUUGGGAGAGAUCCACAGUACCUGAAGAAUGUUGUUGCUGAUACUGCCCCAUUGGUUACAAUGCCUGUAGUUGUUUUGGUGAAUAACAAAACUGCUAGUGCAAGUGAAAUUGUUGCUUCUGCACUUCAUGAUAACUGCAGAGCCAUUCUUGUCGGGGAGAGGACUUUUGGCAAGGGUCUGAUUCAAUCUGUCUUUGAACUUCGUGAUGGAUCUGGGGUGGUUGUCACUGUAGGAAAGUAUGUGACACCAAAUCACUUGGACAUAAAUGGCAAUGGAAUAGAACCUGAUUAUAGAAACUUCCCAGCUUGGAGCGAUGUCACGCAGCAUCUGUUGCGAUGCAAUUCACUUCGACAAGGCUAGAAACAGUUCAAGUGGAGGAACCAUUUGAUUUGCUUGCCAAAUAGUUGCACUUGACGGAGCUGACAUGCAAUCGGUUGACUUAAGAGCAUUUGCUUGCAAAAAGGCUUAGGCAUAUAUCCGGCAUAUCAGAGUCGGUAUAGAUUUGCUGAAUGUGAUCCCACUUGGUAUAACACCAGCCGAAGGACAAUGUUAAUGUACUGCCAGAAGAAGGUUAUACAAUGGGGCAACUGUGGCAAUUGCCCCAGCAGAAAUCCUUAAAAAAAUGCAGUACUAUGUAAUUAUUUUUUUUAGAAUAUGUCCAAACCUAUUAAUAAAUUUUAUUGA
Messenger RNA from Durio zibethinus, 1835 nucleotides. Its product is annotated as carboxyl-terminal-processing peptidase 1, chloroplastic-like. NCBI's taxonomy places the organism in Eukaryota, Viridiplantae, Streptophyta, Magnoliopsida, Malvales, Malvaceae. The record is from RefSeq and is a predicted model, not a curated record. Gene Ontology annotation, molecular function: endopeptidase activity; serine-type peptidase activity; protein binding. Gene Ontology annotation, biological process: proteolysis.